Bursaphelenchus xylophilus (pine wood nematode) is the source of this 628-nucleotide messenger RNA. The record is from the annotation of a GenBank genome assembly. Lineage: Eukaryota; Metazoa; Nematoda; Chromadorea; Rhabditida; Aphelenchoididae.
AUGUCUGUUCCCUAUUCUUUAAAUAAACAUGGUAAACGUAAGAGCAAGAUCGUCCUAACUGGAGGACCAUGCGCCGGUAUGUUAACACUUAAAAAUUUAAAAUUUAUUUUAGGAAAGACUACCGCAAUGAAGGAAAUUGCGGACAAGAUCAAGACUCAUUACAAUGAUGAAUGGCAGGUAAAAAUAUUAUCUUAUAAUAAACUCUUUAGGUGUUCACUGUGAGCGAAGCAUCCAGUUUUUUGUAUACUGGUAGAGUAGAAAGGCAUACAUUGAAUGAUGAACAAAUAUAUCAGUGGCAAAAGGAUGUAUUAAAGACCAUUAAACAGUUAGAAAGUGUCUAUGAUAACAUCGCAGAUCACGAAGUAAGACGAACUUCAAUCUAUACAUCCUUCAGACUGAUCGACAUACGGUAAUUAUCUGCGACCGAGGAGGAAUGGACCCAAAGGCAUAUACCCCGGGGGAAAAUACGUGGAAAGAGAUUCUAAACGAACUGGAGACAGAAGAGGAAGCACUGCUGGAGAGAUACCAUAUGGUCAUACAGAUGCACACGGCACCAAAGUACAGGGUGUUUCCGGAGAUAUUCCGGAGAGUUUUUGGAAAUAUAGCUGUGCUCUUUGCAGUUAUCUAG